GGUGAGUCUCAGGGCACGGUGAACUUCGUCCUCUCUAAAGAAGGCGGCGACCUCUCUCUGGUGGAGCAGGCGAACGUCUGGCUAUUCCUCCGCUUGGCGAAGACCAACCGCAGUCGAGCCAAAGUCACCAUCCGCCUCUUCCAGCAGCGCCGGCUUCUCAACGGGCACCAGUCUCUGCCACAGGACGACCUCCUCCUGGUGGAGAAAACCGUGGACACCCGUCGCAGUGGGUGGCACACCUUCCCAGUGUCUGCGGCGGUGCAAGCGCUGCUGGAGAGCACCGAAAGCACGACACUGAGCCUCAGGGCGUCCUGCCCGCUCUGCGCCGACGCUGGUGCCACGCUCGUCCUGGUCUCCGGCAGCUCGGAAACGUCGCAGCGUGCCAGCCAGCGUGAACAGUCCCACCGGCCCUUCCUUAUGGCCGUGGUCCGGCAGGAGGACGGCGGGGACUCGCGGCGGCGCAGGAAGCGUGGGCUGGAGUGUGACGGGAAGGUCCGCGUCUGCUGCAAACGGCAGUUCUACGUCAACUUCAAAGACAUCGGCUGGAACGACUGGAUAAUCGCGCCACCCGGUUACCAUGCCAACUACUGUGAGGGCGAGUGCCCAUCCCACGUGGCGAGCAUCACCGGGUCCACGCUGUCCUUCCACUCCACCGUCAUCAGCCACUACCGCAUGCGGGGCUACAGUCCGUUCCAGAACCUGCGGUCGUGCUGCGUGCCCACCCGGCUACGAGCCAUGUCCAUGCUCUACUACAACGAGGAGCAGAAGAUCAUCAAGAAGGACAUCCAGAACAUGAUCGUGGAGGAGUGUGGCUGCUCGUAAACCCCGAACAGGACCAGGACAAAAUGGACUGGAGGGGAGCGGAGAGGAGAAGGACAUCUGAACCCCAGAGAGAGGGAGGAGGUGACUUUAUGAUCUUCGUCACUCGAGGUCGCUCUCUGGGAGUAAACUCCUCUCCGUCCUCGUCCGGCAGAACUCAGAAAGAGUCUCAACGGCACUUUCAGACAAAACAAGAAAAGAAAAAAAAAAGCUCAAAAAAAAAAAAGAAUAUCUAAUAUAUUUUUGUUACCAGAGGAGGGAGCGAGGCUUAUUUAUGUGGCUGAGACGUUCAAGCACCACUCGACCCGUCAGACAUCGGAGAGACGAGGUGCCUGAAAAACUACUAACAAAAAAAAAUCUCAAAACUAUGCAACUUGUUUCACGUAUUACGAUCUUAUUUUACUUUGUUUACUUUUUUCAAGACGUACGAGGAAGAAAGAAGAAGACUUUUGUAUUUUUUUUUUGGAAGUUUGUAAUGUGUGUUUGUGUGUGUGUGUGUUGAGAGAUACUUGAAAGAAACAAGUUGGCCCGGCUGCUGGAACCAAACACUUCUUUAUGUUACCAUGGUUACCAUGUUGGUGUUAUAAUUAUUAUUGUCAGUAAGUAAGUGUAUUAAUAAUAAUAUUAUUGUUAUUGUUGUUAAUAAUAUUUUGUUUGGCUGCAUUUUGUGUUGUUAUGUCUUUUAAUUAUUUUAAUUUUUUAAAAAGAACAUUUUUUGCACUAUAGCGACACUCAUGCUCAGAUUAGCCGGACUGAAGAGAGCGGACAGACCGGAGCUUCCUGUUCAUGGCGGGCUCACAGGUUUCCUAAGCCCCGCCCCCUUUCCUCUGAGCUCCAAUAACAGUUGAGCACGCCUCGGUCAACUUCCUCCUUUCCUGUACCUAGAUAUGCUACGUGCUAGGCUAAUCUAUGUUCAAAAGACAUUUUGAAGAUGGCUAAAAGAGACAUUAAUAUUGUCACAUCUUAAGACGGCAAAAACUUAGCCAACAAGCUAGCUAAUCUACAUCAACUGUUAGCUAGAUAAGUAGCUAUGUUGCUAGUUGGCUAGUGCUGGUGUUUGAUUUGCCCAUUCAGGGCUACUGUAGAAACAAUGAUAUAAAAUUAUAAAAUAAAGAAUUAAUCUUAUUUUGGGGCACUUAUGAAAUACACAAAUGAAAACAUAGUUAUAGUAAAUAUUUAAUUCCAUUUCUUCUAUUAGAUCCUCCUAAAUGUUACACUCAGGACCUUUAAGAUGUAUUUAUACAUUUAAAAAAAUUUAAUUGUCUUUUCAACAUAGACAAGCCUAGCAAAAGGGGCGGAGCUUAGUCUGGAUCAAAAAUCCCAAAGUAGGUGGACACAGUGUCUGAGUAUCUCAUACUCAUUUAUAAGUACUAGGGCUGUAGCCAGGACUUUUGAAAAACGAAUAAAGUCUAUAAAAUGACUGAAAGUAACUAUUUGGAUUUUUUGUUUUCUUUUUUAAAUGUGUUAACUGUUACAUUACAUUGUAACGGACAUUUUAUGUCCAAAAUGGAGGCCCAUAUGUUCCCCAUACUGCCAGAAAAUAAAAAUCUGAUAUUUAUUUAUUUAUUUAUUUUUGUUGCCAUUAAAGUAUUCAAAUUACGAGUAUAUUUAGUCCAAAAAUGCUAAAAUCAGUCCCACCAUGUGUAAACUCUCCUUAUGGUCCCAUAAAAACACAGCGUAGUUGAUCUGAAUGGAUGCUACAGCGCUGCCUCAAGUCUUUUCAAUAAAAAGAGAUGUCAGUUUAACGGCAGUCAGUCAUCUUAUGUCCUUUCUGUUAGCUUAAAUAUUCGGUGACAGCUAGCCAACCGCUAAAACAAACCCCUUAAAAUCACUUCUAUUUUUGUCUGUGGUGGAUGUUUACAGUACAUUAAGGUGAUUAGCAUUAUUAGCCAAGAAUCAUUAUACACAAAAAAAAGAGAGAUUUAGCGUUUGUAUCGAGGGAUUCAUGCAUGUUUUUAAUGUCUUUUGUGGAUGUUUUUAAUCUGUUAUGAAGGUGACACUUUAUUUAAAACAUUUGUUAAAGUAUCUCCUGUAGACAAAUUUGCACUUUGGAUAAAUUGAAGUCGUAUUAUCACACGAAUAAACAUUAAUAACAAUGUAAACCUCCACAGAGCCUCCAUAAAUCAACCAAUAAAUCCUGUAAAGCUGUUUUGUGAAAUUCGUAAUAAAUGAGUGAUUAAAGUGAUACCAGACACACAGAGGGUUAACAUUGUGUUCUUUCAUUGUUACACCAGGGUAAAUACGAGGAUUUCUGCACGUUGAGUUUAAAAAGAGAAAAACGUUUUUUUUUGUUUUUGUCCCGUUUUAGUUUGCUUUAGAACACCAAAGAGUUGAGUUUGUGCACUUGUUUGAGUGAGAAAAACUGUUAAAGUUAGAUUCAUUGAUGCUGAAAAAGAAAUAGUUCAUUUACAACGUGAUUUAUGUGCGAGAGACAAAAAAAUACAGAAAAUGUGUAAAAUUGUGUCAAACAGCGUCUCAAAAGUUGCUUUCAUGAAGAGUUUUAUUCAAGCUUUAUAGUUUCAGAUUCAUUUAGAUUUUUUUAUUGAGUUGUGAUGUUUUUACUUUGUUUCUCUUUCUACCUGCACACCAAGAACCCAGUUUCCCACAAUUCUUUACAUUAAAAUAAACUGAAAAAGACAAUCCACAGUCGCCUUGUUCUGUUUUUUGGGAGAAAAACAAUCAGAUUUCAGAGUGUUUCUGUGUUGUGUGUGUUUAUAUUAGUAUUGUCGACUUGUUCACCAAAUGUUUUGGAGUGUCGGCCCCCUUUUUAACAAAGUCACACGUGUUUUUAGUUUCUCUUUUUGUUGGUGGACCCUCUUCUUCCGGACUUUCGGGACACGGUCCAUCCUGUGUGUACAUGGACGCGUACAAAAUGUCUGCAGAUCAAAAAAAAAAAGCUUCAAAAAGAAGCAAAGCAAAAGGAGAAAAAAAGGUAUAAAAGAAGUGGUUGUAUUUUGUUCAGAUUUUGUUCUUUUGAUCGAGACAAAAAAUACUGACACUGAACGAAGUGGACAAAGAAUAAAAAGUCUAUUUUUUAUUCUGUAUAUAUGGAAAUCAAGAUUCCAGUAUGUUGCAUUGCUUUGUUGUACAAAUCAAAUGUGCUUGUGGCAUUUUUCUAAUCUAAUUUAUUUUACAGUAUUGUUCUGUUUUUUUGUUUUCUGCUUCACCAUUAAAGUUUAAAGGAU
Molecule: messenger RNA, 4004 nt
Organism: Morone saxatilis (striped sea-bass)
Lineage: Eukaryota; Metazoa; Chordata; Actinopteri; Moronidae
Gene: inhbaa
Product: inhibin subunit beta Aa
Biological process (GO): SMAD protein signal transduction; BMP signaling pathway
Cellular component (GO): extracellular region
Molecular function (GO): growth factor activity; cytokine activity
Source: RefSeq, a predicted model, not a curated record